CAGUAUCUGCAGGAAGCAGUGGAAAGCAAAGCCGUCAACGAGGAUAGAAAGAAUUCAUGCCGAGGCAUCAAAGUUCAGGCCAUGGAAAUAACACUGAAGGGUUUCCCACUAAAGGUGGUGAAUAUUCCAUGGAGGAAUAAUAACCUCAGCACUCUGCAUACAGAGACUCCUCUCUCUGAACAAGGAGAAACCAUCGUUGGAGUCUACCUGUUAGUGCUGGGAUGGCUUUCAUGGUUUGGAAACAGUCUGGUGAUAUUUGUACUGUACCGCCAGCGGGCCUUACUCCAACCAACAGAUUUCUUCACCUUAAACCUCGCCAUUUCUGAUGCCAGCAUCUCGGUGUUUGGCUACUCACGAGGAAUUCUGGAAAUCUUUAACAUCCUGAAAGAUGACGGGUAUCUGAUCACAUGGAUCUGGACUUGCCAGGUAGACGGCUUUCUCACGCUGCUCUUUGGUCUUGUGAGCAUCAACACCUUAACAGUCAUCAGCGUCACCAGAUACAUCAAGGGAUGCCACCCGCAAAAAGCACACUGCAUUAGCAUCAACACCAUUGCAAUAUCCCUCAUUUUCAUUUGGACUGGAGCACUUUUCUGGUCUGUUGCGCCGUUGCUGGGAUGGGGCAGCUACGCAGAUCGGGGUUAUGGCACCUGUGAGGUGGACUGGUCCAAAGCCAAUUAUUCCACCAUCUACAAGUCUUACAUAAUCUCCAUUCUCAUCUUCUGCUUUUUCAUCCCUGUGAUCAUCAUGCUCUUCUCCUACAUAUCUCUUAUAAAGACUGUAAAAUGCACAAAUGCAAUGUCCGCUGAUGGUUUUCUCUCUGCGCGACAAAGGAAGAUGGAAAGAGAUGUCACGAGGAUUUCAAUAGUAAUCUGCACUGCUUUCAUCAUGGCCUGGUCACCGUACGCGGUGGUUUCCAUGUGGUCGGCCUGGGGUUUCCACGUACCCAGCACCACUAGCAUCGUCACCCGCCUCUUCUCCAAGUCUGCCAGCUUCUACAACCCACUCAUAUACUUUGGCAUGAGCUCCAGAUUUCGCAAGGAGGUUUCACUGCUGUUUCCAUGCAUUCCGGAGAGCAGGGAAGUGGUGCAUCUGCAACACUUUAGAAACAUUAAACCAAAAGCUGAGAACUUGCUCCAAGACACAUCGCUUCCUGCCCAAAGACCAGAGGUGAAAUAUUUGGCAGGAGAGCCAAACGGGUCCAACCCUGACUGUGACUCAGGGGUCAACAGUCCUCCUGAGACUCCUCCUGAGAUCUUCCACAUCCAUGUGCCCUCACACACUGAAACAUCAGAGUAUUGGUGUGACAGACUCUAAGACUGUUUUAAACCAGGAGUAUAAGGGUGGGAUUGACUGUUUUUUGUAUUUUCUUCAUCUUACCCAUCUUUAUAAACAGAUGUACCCAUGUUUAUCAUCAGAAUGUGUGCUAAUAAACAUUUUUUAAAGG
Poeciliopsis prolifica (blackstripe livebearer) is the source of this 1444-nucleotide messenger RNA. RefSeq names its product visual pigment-like receptor peropsin. The transcript has 6 exons. Gene Ontology annotation, biological process: G protein-coupled receptor signaling pathway. Gene Ontology annotation, cellular component: membrane. The record is from RefSeq and is a predicted model, not a curated record. NCBI's taxonomy places the organism in Eukaryota, Metazoa, Chordata, Actinopteri, Cyprinodontiformes, Poeciliidae. The coding region runs from base 82 to 1314 and encodes 410 amino acids. Gene Ontology annotation, molecular function: G protein-coupled receptor activity.